Messenger RNA from Bactrocera neohumeralis, 5113 nucleotides. Its product is annotated as phospholipid-transporting ATPase ABCA3-like. Lineage: Eukaryota; Metazoa; Arthropoda; Insecta; Diptera; Tephritidae. Gene Ontology annotation, cellular component: intracellular membrane-bounded organelle; membrane. The transcript has 11 exons. Gene Ontology annotation, biological process: lipid transport; transmembrane transport. Gene Ontology annotation, molecular function: ATP hydrolysis activity; ABC-type transporter activity; ATP binding. The record is from RefSeq and is a predicted model, not a curated record. Bases 7 to 5043 code for a protein of 1678 amino acids.
AUAAAGAUGAUUUCUGAUAAUUCUCCGCUCAGCAGCGAACACUCUGAAGACGAUUCGUUGCCGUCCAAUUACCAUUGGCUCCGUUUCAAAUGGAUGUUUUGGAAAAAUUGCUGCAUGCAUUGGAACACACGCUGGGAAUUUCUAUUCGCCGUACUUAUGCCCAGCAUAUGCAGUCUCAUAGCAGUUAUCCUGCGCAUUAACAUACCGGCCGUACACCUCACAACCAUAACUUAUGGCGAUACGGACAUUCAAAAGGCAUGGAGGAACGUGAUUCGCGAAGUUGAUGAGCGCGGAGGUAUUCUAGAAGAAAGUUUUGAUAAUCCAGUACAUACUCCAUAUGUACCACUCCUCGCCAUUGCGUAUGCACCAGAUUUCGAAGCAAUUAACAACAUAAUGGAGUUCACAUUUAAUAAGUUCGAUUGGGACAGCCCAUUUAUAACCUUUAACACAUGCGAUGAACUUCGCAAGAAGAUGAGGACCGAACACUACUUUGCUGGAGUUUGUUUUAAUGAAGACGUCUUUAAUGUUGAAACUGAAUCCAUAUAUAAAAUUGGCAUAUAUCCAAAUCGUUUGGAUUACAUUAUUAUAUUUCCCAGCGAGUUGCGCUUAUAUCAGGAGUAUAUAGGCGAAACCUGGGACACAACAAAUGUAUAUCCGAAUUUAGGGCAGCAAGAACGUAAAGGUGGUCCAAUACCAUAUAUAACGGAAGGUUUUAUCAUGAUCCAGAAGUCGAUCUCAGAGGCUUACAUAAACUUAACUUGUAACGUCACAGUCGAAAAUGAUAUUGUAUUAAGGAAAUUUCCAAAAGCCGAGCGUUAUUAUGAUCCACUUUCGGAAAUGUUGGAGAUGCGUUUGUCAUUAUUGAUAUCCAUGGCAUAUAUCACUACAAUAUUGUAUUUAUUACGAAUUUUGGUCAAUGAACAGGACCUCGGCUUAAAUGAUUUGCUAGCCACUUUAGAUGUGACCUAUUUCCUACAGUUUUAUAGCUGGUUUACCUUUUCCCUAAUCUCAUUAUCUAUUGGUUCCGUUGUCAUGAUCCUAAUUUUAAAGAUUCCUUGGAACAGUGGAUUCUGUGUCUUCAGCAGAACGUCUGCUACAUGCUUAUUUGCUCUCUUUACCGCCUAUAAUAUAAAUACACUAAGCUACUGCUAUAUGAUAUCGAGACUGAUUCGAAACCGCGAUAUGGCCAUUUGUGCAGCGCCCAUUUUCUGGAUCGCGCUAUAUUUACCAUUUUCCAUCGGCAUCGAUUUAUUCCCUAAUUACCAUCCGUAUGUUUGUUUAUUUGGCAAUACAGCUCUGGCCCUAGCAUUACAGCAUAUAUUUCAACUUCAAUAUCAUGAAGGCGUUAGUUGGAAUAAUUUCUUUAAAACUCAUUGGUCCACGCCACACCAUGCUGUAGGCACCUAUGGCAUCAUAAUAUGCGGCACGAGCAUAAUGCAGUCGUUAUUGGGUAUAUGUGCACCGGUUAUUGGUCGCAUGUUCACCAAAUUGAUAAAAGAACUAAAUCCUCGCAAGAAGGAGCGCGUGCGUAUUAGUUCUGAAAAUAACCGCUAUUCGAAGACAAUUAUACUGGAGGUUCGAGCAAAUUUCAAGGCACCAGCAGUGGAAGUAUUGGCAUUGACUGUACAACUUGGUGAGAAAUUUGUGCUCGAUGAAGUUUCAUUCAAUUUGUUUGAAGAUGAAAUCACUAUGUUAAUGGGUCAUAACGGUAGUGGUAAAACUACAUUAAUAGAAGUUAUUGCCGGUCUUAAGCGGCCCACUUCUGGUAAAAUAGUUAUUAAAGAGACCACUGGUAAUGGUGACUUUGGAAAUUCGCGCGAUUUUGUUGGUGUCUGUUUCAGCGAUUUGCUGCUCUUCCGUAAUUUGUAUGUGGUUCAUCAGCUGCUCUUAUUUGGCAAGUUAAAGGGUCUAAAUUCGACUGAUGUCAAGAAAGAGAUCACUAAAUAUUUAGAGGCAUUGGAGCUGGACAAACACCGCUACACUCUCACAGAAAAUCUAACAUGUGGUCAGAGAACCAAAUUGGCUGUUUCCUGUGCGCUUAUUGGUGGCAGUAAGAUCGUGCUGCUGGACGAUAUUGUGCUGAAAUUGGGCGUGCGUGACUACAAACUUAUUUGGAAGUUAUUGGAAAAAGAGAAGUUCGGACGUGUUAUAUUGGUAUCGACAAAUCUAAGUCGUGAACCAGAGUUACAUGCUGAUAAUAUUAUUAUGAUUGCUCAAGGACGUUUAAAAUGUGCUGGUACUGCUCAGUUUCUAAAGUCCAUGUAUUGCUUUGGUUGCCAUUUGCUCAUAUCGAAAUCUGAGAACUGUAAGUCCGAAGACGUAACCGAACUGCUGAGCACUUUUUUGGAAGAUAUUGUGGUAGCUUGCGAUAUUAUAUUGGAAUUAUCAUAUCAUAUCGAAUCCACCAAUGUGGAAAUACUCGAGUCACUACUAAAUGCGCUGGAAAAGGAGAAAGAUAGGCUGGGCAUUGUCAACAUAACGAUAAUUGAAACACGCAUUGAGGAACUCUUUUGUAAGCUCGGUGCCGAGCGACCCGCUUAUGAUGAUCGUAAACGUUACUUCAGAAUCUUCAAUGGGCUAAGCAUUACCGAGGGCACUGCCGACGACACGUUGUUCAUGAAAGCGAAUAUAAAACAUAAGAUGAGUGCUUAUGAAAAGUGCUUUACUCACUGGAGUGCCAUGUUUUAUAAGUUUGUCAUCAUACAAAAUUCCUAUGCACACUACUUACCGUUGUUCCUGCUUAUGCCAUUAAUGACCAUCAUACUUUGUAUAAUCGGCAUAGUGCCCGUAAUCGAAAGGAUGCCAGAAAGAGGGUGUGAUAUAAGCGAUUACAAGGAUGCCAUAACUCUGAUUAGCUAUCCACAAAAGCCGAACAUAAGAAUGACUUCAUUUGCCGAGACAUUUCACAAAUAUAUGUAUUGGCGUAAUAGCAAUGUUAAAGUCACAUAUAUCAAAAAUCAACUAAUCGGCGAGUAUAUAUUGUCACUACAGCGACAGCAGCCCUACAAUUAUCUGGACGAAAAGCUAAUACUUGGCUUGUCCAUGACGCGACAGGUGGUGGGUUGGUACAAUGGAUAUUUGCCGGGUGUGCCAUCGCUCGUUCUAAAUCUCAUACACAACGCAUUUCUCUGGCUACUGCUAAAUACGACCAAUGCCAAGAUCAAUGUAUCGCUGGAGUUGAUGCCGAUUGAAGAAGAUAUUGAUGUUAAGGAAUUAUCGAAUAUGACAUUCAACAUGGGCAGCAUAAUGGCUCUGCAGCUGUCCUUUAUUAUAUGCUACAUAAUAUCUGUGCGGAUAAUUGCUUUGAUUUCGGAGCGUACAAGCGGUUUUGAGGGCUUGCAGCGUUUGGCUGGUUUGAAUGGCUUAAACUAUUGGACAACCAUGUUUUGCUUUGACAUGAUCAAAACAUUUAUCAUUGUGGCCAGCUUCACCAUUAUAUCGUGGUUCUUAUUAUCCUCAGCUUACAUAACGACGGAUGUCUUACGUUGGGCAUUCUUUUUACUAUUAUCGACGAGCGCUGCCUUAACUUCGACCAACUAUAUACUCAGCUGUUUCUUUUUCAAAAGUAGCUACGGUGGUUUCUUGAAAAUUACAGCAUUCCAGGCGCUUGGUGCCAUCUUCUAUGUGCUCUUCUCCAGAAGUUUCAAAAAUUAUAUCAAAACUAUAAUGUUUCUACCACGUCUAUUUCCCUUGUACUCAUUUUGUCGAGGUUUCGAGAAUUUGUAUGACUACAAUAUACAAUUGCAAUUGUGCGAAAAUGAGGACAUCAAAUUCGCCGCAGUGUCUUUCGAACAUUGUAAAAUGCAACCGAAUUGCUGUGAAAUGCCGCAAAUUUCGGUGCGCGAGGACAUGCUCUACUUAUGGCUAAUUAUCAUUGCUGGCGCCAUUUGCUUACUGAUUUACGAAUACCGUGAUGUCUUUAAGCGCGCCACACCGUUUGACAAUUACGAUCGUGCAUUAGACGAAUACAAACGACGACACGCUAGCGACUCUUAUAUGGUAGACAACGUCACAGCCGAAGUCAUACACGUGCAGUCAUUGAGACCGCGUAUGCGUCACUAUUUUACCGUUAUUUGCGAAAAUUUGGGCUUAUUUCGGAAAAACGAAAUUUUGGUGGACCGCCUAUCUUUCACUAUCAAACCCGGUGAAAAGUUUGGCAUUAUCGGCACUAACUGUAACUAUACGAAUGCAUUGCUGCGUCUAAUUGCUGGUCAGGAUAAACCAAGUUUUGGACGUGUCUGCGUCAAUGCCGUACAAAUGACGGAAGAUCGUAAUCAGGCACUCGCCAAUAUCGGUUAUGUGCCCACUGUUAGUUGUGUACAUACGCAGAUGACUUGCUAUCAGGUUUUGAAAAUGUUUUGUACAUUAUAUGGCUAUCCACGGCAUCAAAUCCGUGAAAUCGUUGAUGAUUUCGCAAGACAUUUCGGCUUACACUCACAUUACCAUACACGUUUGUCACAGUGUAGUUCGGGUAUAAGAGAGCGCAUUUCCUAUUCCAUAGCGAUCUUAAAGAAGCCCGCACUCUUGUGUAUCGGCAAUUUUAGUUGGAGUGUGGAUCCGCAUGGCAGACGUCAGCUUUAUCGACUGAUCGACGGCUUGCGUAAACGUGGCACAGCCAUAGUGAUUACGUCCGUUAUGAAUUCUUUUACCGAGAUACUGUGCACAAAGAUUGUGGUCAUGCAUGAGGGACGUUUUCUGCAUAUCGGCGAACCGAAAAAGAUAGCGCAUGCAAUUGCGGCAGGUUAUUCAAUUUCGAUGCGCAUGAAGAAGACGGUGCAAACAGCUCAAGGCGUCACCUCGAAAGUCUACUUUCGCUUAACCGCUUUUAUGGAAAAAACAUUUCCCAGCUCCAAAUUGAUACAAGAGGGCACAAUAAUGAGAUACUAUAUACCGUAUCAGAGCACUACUUUGGGCACUUUAUUUAAGAUUCUGCGCGUGAAUUCAUUUCAGCUGAAUAUCGACAGCCUUACGAUCACUAGAAUCAACAUGAAUUAUAUAUUCGAGUUGAUAGCCGAGGAUGCGCGUAAAUCCAAGAGCUUAUAAACACACUGAACCACCUGCAAAUAUAGCCUUUAUAUGCAUCUUAUUUGAAACUUGUUUCGUUCGCUUACUU